Molecule: messenger RNA, 785 nt
Organism: Trichomycterus rosablanca
Lineage: Eukaryota; Metazoa; Chordata; Actinopteri; Siluriformes; Trichomycteridae
Gene: ttc36
Product: tetratricopeptide repeat domain 36
Exons: 3
Coding region: 70-633 (187 amino acids)
Biological process (GO): cilium assembly
Molecular function (GO): protein binding
Source: RefSeq, a predicted model, not a curated record
ACUUACUUUUCAGAUACUAUAUUUGUAUUUGAGUAUUGAGUUACUUUGUCUUUUCUCUAACACAACACAAUGGCUUCAGAACAUGACGAGGCAGUUUUACGGACCAUCUUUAACCCUAACAGCCCUUUUGCAGACAUUCCUGGGUUAAACCAAGCGACGACGCUGACGGAUGAUGACAGUUCUUUUGACCCUGAGCUGCUGAAGCAGGUGAAGGAUCUGGAGCUGAAGGGUGUUUCUGCUGCUGAGUCUGGGGAUGUGGAGAAAGCCCUGCAUCACUUUAACCAGGCCAUACAGAUACUGCCACUAAGAGCUUCAGCCUACAACAACCGUGCUCAGCUCAAACGUCUACAGGGAGACACUCAAAGUGCAAUCGAGGACUUGGAACAGGCCAUCUCAUUAAGCAAGGGCGAAGGUCGUUCUGCAUGCCAGGCAUUUGUUCAGCGUGGCCUUUUACUCAGAUUGGCACACAGGAAUGAUGAAGCCAGGUCUGACUUUGAGCGUGCAGCUGCAUUGGGCAGUGAGUUUGCCCGGCAGCAGGCAGUAAUCCUGAACCCUUAUGCUGCUCUGUGCAAUCGCAUGCUCAAUGAAGUUAUCAGCAAACUACGAAACCCAGAGGUGCCAGAGACCCAGUAAAGAGACCCAAACGGUGAAUUCUAUGUAUAUUAUACAUCAGCUUUAAAUAUAUGCAUAUGGAAAAUAAAUACAUAUUACAAAGAAUGUGUAAUGUUAUUAAAUACCUGGAUAACAAAUUAUUAUUAAAAUCUAUCUGUGUUAAGCUUUGUGAA